This is a messenger RNA of Kazachstania africana CBS 2517, 873 nucleotides long. It is a transcript of the gene YIF1, whose product is annotated as protein transporter YIF1. Gene Ontology annotation, biological process: endoplasmic reticulum to Golgi vesicle-mediated transport. The transcript has a single exon. Gene Ontology annotation, cellular component: endoplasmic reticulum membrane; Golgi membrane; COPII-coated ER to Golgi transport vesicle. Lineage: Eukaryota; Fungi; Ascomycota; Saccharomycetes; Saccharomycetales; Saccharomycetaceae. The record is from RefSeq and is a predicted model, not a curated record. The coding region runs from base 1 to 873 and encodes 290 amino acids.
AUGUCAUACAACCCAUACGCAUAUGCGCCUGAUAAUGGCCAACCGGUGACUGAUAGAUUUGCACAACACCCUCAGGCUCAGCAACAAACCAAUGAAUUGCCAAAACAGCCAAGUCCAGGAAACAAUUUCAAAUUACAUGAUCCAAGAAACACAAUGGCUUUCCAAUUAGGUCAGUCGGCAUUUUCGAAUUUCAUAGGUCAGGAAAAUUUCAAUCAAUUCCAAGAGACUGUGAUGAAUAGGGCAAAUACUUCUAUGAUUUCUCACUAUUUUCAAGUUUCCACAUCUUACGUUUUAACCAAGAUGAAACUGAUUUUAAUUCCAUUUCUAAACAAGAACAAUUGGGCUCGUAUCAUGAACGGCAACGGUAGCUUCCUGACACCAGUAGAAGAUGCUAAUUCCCCUGAUCUUUACAUUCCAAUUAUGGGGUUAAUCACAUACAUCUUAAUCUGGAACAUUAAGGAAGGUUUGAAUGGAUCUUUUAACCCUGAAAAUCUAUACUAUAAAUUAUCAUCUACCUUGGCAUUUGUCACUUUGGAUUUAAUAAUCCUGAAAAUUGGAUUAUAUUUAUUAGUCAAUACCAAUUCUCCAGUCACAAGCAUCUUAGAAUUGACAUGUUAUGUAGGUUACAAAUUCAUCCCACUGAGUAUUGUCUUAUUGUGCCCUGUCGAUCCAAAAUGGGUUGUGCUCAUCGCUAAGAUGUAUUUAUUCAUAUCAUUAGGUGUUUUCCUGCUUAGAUCUAUCAAAUUCAAUCUAUUCAUUGGUGACAACAAUGAUAUCAAUACAGUGAGUAAAUCAGUAGUGAAAAAAUGUAACUAUUUUCUAUUUGUAUACGGAUUCUUCUGGCAAAGUAUAUUAAUGUGGUUGAUGGGAUAG